CAGGACGGAGGCUGCAGCACCCAGGGAGGAACGCCAUGGUCCCUGGGACGUCCACCAGGCCAGGAGGCCGCAGCACCAGGUACAGCCAGGGCUGGCCUUUGGGGAGCCCAGGGUAAAUCUUAAUAGUUCAAGAGUGUGAGCAACGGGCUAAGCAGGCAGCAAAGAGGGCGGACGAGGCCGGCAUCUAAGAAGGCUCUUCCGGGACCUCCAGGCGUCACCGGAGGGCCAGGGCUGGCUAGGCUGUCUCUGUGCAACGUCUUCUGACCCCUCCUCUCCACCUCCUCUGUGUCCAGAGAAUCUGUGCUCACGUCUUCCAGGACAGUGCUUCUUCUAGAAGCUAACAUGGAGCUGACCACAGCUCUUGGAGGCAUGGCCUGAGGCUUAGAAAAUAGACAGAGAUCAUCUGAGAUUUGAGCAGUGGGGCCACGUGGCAGCGCCCGAAGGCCUGGAGCAGGAGCGACCCAGGGACUCAGAGCAGCAUCUUCUCAGGAGACGGAAGGAGAGCCGCCGGAGGAGCACGGGGCACCUGCGGUCGCCAAGAGCCUCCUGUUCUGGAUGGGAGCGAAGGCUCUGAGAGGACCUAAGGUUGCUCAGUGGGCCAUGGAAACGGCAGUGAUUGGUGUGGUGGUGGUGCUGUUUGUGGUGACUGUGGCCACCACCUGCAUCCUCUGCUGCUUCAGCUGUGACUCGAGGGCCCAGGAUCCUCAGGGGGGCCCUGGCCGCAGCUUCACGGUGGCCACGUUUCGCCAGGAAGCUUCUCUCUUCACGGGGCCUGGUCGCCAUGCCCAGCCAGUGCCAAGUGCCCGGGACUUCUGGACCUUCAUGUGACGCCUGAGUCCCCAGGAUUUGCUGUGCUGCUGGGUCAGACUCACCCACCCCUCAGCAAGCCUUCCCUGGCCUUCCCCUCCUCCCAGGGCCUUCUCUCUGUCCUUCCCCUCCGGUAACCUGUGAACUUCCCGUCUCCUCCCAUUCCAGCCUUCUGUGCCCUCCAGCCUCGGGGAUCCUUGUUAUUGGGACAGCCCAGCUGGGGUUGACCCCCGGGAUGGGGCUUAGGAGGGCUCUGAGGAGUGAGUGAACAGACACAGCGCCGGACUGCAUGGUGGGCCGGCUCUGCUGAUCUACACCAGGAACUGAAAUAUCACUGGAAUUUAUUGUAGACAGUGUGCCUGUGACGCUGGUUCUGUUGCCACCUGGGCAAGCAGCACCCUCAAGUGGACAUUUUUAGAAACUGCUUCUUACCUGCUCUCCUAAUGAUUACUUUUGCACAUUGCACAGAACCCAACCUCGAGGCCUGCUCCCUGCCAGUUGCCUGAAAUCAGCCCUAAAAUUCUGAAACCAAAGAGCUGCUUCCUGAGAACAAGUUAUUUACUUUAGAAUUGAAAACGUAUAUCCUUUUAUGGGCCUUUCCAAAUCUGAUUUGAAAAACCACAAAAGGAAACAGAAGAGAAAAUAAAAGCCACAGAAAGUACGAUAUGUUUUAUUAACAGGAAAGCCAGAAAUGAGAUAUUCUAAACGUAUUUUUAAUGAGACUUUAUUGCUAUAUUCCAACAGGUCACUUCUAUUCUUAGAGAAUGUGAAUGACUUGUGUCACUUUGGAGUGACAGGAAAAUCAGGAACCGAAAGAUAAUUCCAGACAAGUUAAAAUGUUAUGUUACAUUCAAAGCUCUUGUUUUCAUCACAAAUAAGGAGAUAUUCAGUUUUUAUUAACAGAAAACCCAUUCUCCCGUGGCCAUGGAAUAAAUGCUGUGCUAUAUUUAAGGAGUUUGGUUUGAAGGGUGCAAAAUUGUGAGCCUCCUGGCUCUUAUGUCUGUAUCCAGCCC
Nomascus leucogenys (northern white-cheeked gibbon) is the source of this 1820-nucleotide messenger RNA. RefSeq names its product small regulatory polypeptide of amino acid response (gene SPAAR). The transcript has 2 exons. Bases 556 to 828 code for a protein of 90 amino acids. The record is from RefSeq and is a predicted model, not a curated record. Lineage: Eukaryota; Metazoa; Chordata; Mammalia; Primates; Hylobatidae.